UUGAAACAAGUAUCGUGCUCAAUACCUACUUACCAUGGAAUCAUUCAUCUACCAAUACAUAUUUUAUUCCGUUUAGGUUAUUGAACUAAUCAAUAAAGAUGUACGAACAAAAUUUAAUAAUAGGGCGAACAUCUCUGAAGAGAAAUAGUAAUUCCAAGUAGGGAACUGACCUGACCUUUUCACCGUUUUCGAAUGAACUGUUGAACGUUAGUUACUAUUGAUUAUGGAAAUGUAUAUAAAUAUUUUAGCAAACUUUUUACUUCGUUUACAAGCAUGCGCUUAUUUCAUACCGGUCUAGAUAUCGACUGCUAAUAUUAAUUAUUUAAUGUUGUAAAAAAUGAAAGACUUAGUUGUAUCGCGCCCUUCUUAGCAUACGUAUCGCUCACUCACCAAGUCCAACCAUGAAAGGACUGUGGAUAACGUUGGGGAUUUUUCUAAGUAUCAUUGCUAUAUUUAUCUUUAUUAAGCUGUACCUAGUUCUUACGACGGGUUGGGACAGAAGUCCCACUUGUCUAGUGGGGAAGACGGUCUUGGUAACCGGCGCCAAUACCGGAAUUGGUUUCUACACCGCCCAAGAUUUCGCGAAAAGAGGAGCCAGGGUUAUUCUAGCAUGUCGCGACUUAUACAGAGGGGAGGAGGCUAAAACCAAAAUAGUUGAGGCAACAGGAAAUUCGAACGUCGUGGUGCGUACCGUUGAUUUAUCCUCGCUUUCGUCCGUACGGAAAUUUGCGGUUGAAAUGAAAGCAUCGGAAAACAGACUGGAUAUUUUAGUCAAUAAUGCCGGUACAGGUCUCUUUGAGCACACCUAUACGCAAGACGGCCUAAGCUUAUCAAUGCAAGUGAAUCACUUUGGCCCUUUCCUUCUUACAAUUUUACUAUUGGGUCUAUUAAAAAUAUCUUCUCCAAGUCGUAUUGUAAUGGUUUCAUCUGAAGCGUCUCGAAUUGCCAAGUUAAACGUGGCCGACUUAAAUGCUGCUCCUAAACGGUAUUUUACGCGAACCGUAGAGUACGCCAACACAAAACUGUGCAAUUUACUCUUUGCCAACGAGCUGUCUGUAAAACUUAAGGGAACUGGAGUUGAUGUUAAUUCGGUACAUCCAGGUGCUGUUAAAAGCGACUUCUUGAGGCACAUCUCCCCGUGGAAACAACGUGCAUCCAAAGUUCUCAUGCAAUUCUUUUAUAAGAGUACAGAAGCUGGAGCCCAAACAUCAAUUUACGUUGCCGUGUCGAAGGACGUACUCGGCGUUUCAGGUGCUUAUUUCGCCGAUUGCAAGAAAGCAAAAAUGCCUUCAUCCGCUACGAAUGUACAUUUAGCAAAGCAACUCUGGGAAAAAUGCGAAGAGUGUGUGAAAUUAACGACCGAAGAAAAACAAAUACUCCAUCAAUAACCUCUCUUGGUGUACAGUAGUUUUCAGUAACAAAACACAUGUUUUCGACGUAACCAUCGGAAGCGGUUUUUCUAAAAAUUCAAUCAAUUAAUCUUUAUUUGUCUAUAAUAUAAGUAGGUUUAGCACGUAAUAGAUACAUUAAGAGAAAACAUAUAUGUAGAUUCAAUAUCAUUAAUACCCAUCAGCAAGGUUUUAUGAAGAAUCGAUCAACCGACACCGCUUUAUGUGAGUAUCUAGCUGAAGCUGCAAGGGCUGUAGAUCGCCGGUUUUCAACGGCCGGCUUAUUCGUGGAUUUUUCUUCGGCUUUCGAUACUGUUUGUCAUAACAGGCUGAUUGCCAUAAUGUGUCAUUAUGGUAUCAGAGGCACUAUCCUGCAAUGGUUUCAAUCGUACUUGAAGGAUAGAUCACAGUUGGUUGAAUUGCCUAACGGGCAACGCGGUGUAGCUACGCCCAUUCUAUCAGGAGUUCCGCAGGGAUCAAUACUGGGACCGACCUUAUUUAUACUUUAUAGUAACGACCUCAUACCACAUUUAAAAGGAUGUGAUGCCGAUAUUUUAGAUACAUCCUAUGCCGAUGAUACGAAUAUAUUAA
This is a messenger RNA of Photinus pyralis (common eastern firefly), 1979 nucleotides long. Its product is annotated as retinol dehydrogenase 12-like. The record is from RefSeq and is a predicted model, not a curated record. NCBI's taxonomy places the organism in Eukaryota, Metazoa, Arthropoda, Insecta, Coleoptera, Lampyridae. The transcript has 4 exons. Bases 402 to 1388 code for a protein of 328 amino acids.